CGGCUCCCUCGUCAAGCACCUCCACACGCUACACUGUUUGGGAGUACUGCUAAAUACUACGAAAGAUGCUGCAGCUUACAUUGGAGAUAAACAUUCUCUUUACUUAAACCUUGUCAAUGAUCUCCGGUUACCAAGUGAUGAAAUUCGUGGAGAGAUACUCUUUGUACUAUACAAACUCUCACUGUUAAACACCACCCCAUGGGAUGAUAUAUGUGAUAAUAACAAUGUGGAUCUUUCAGCGAUUGGAAGAAACUUACUUCAAUUCUCACUUGAAGUCCUACUCAAAACCCAAAAUGAUGCUGUUCGCCUCAACUGUGUUGCAUUGCUCCUUACUUUAGCAAAGAAGGGGGCCUUUGACAUUUUACUGCUCACUGAUCAGAGCUUAAUAAAUUCUGCUGAAGCAGAAGAUUAUGUGCCACUAAAUGCCUCUCUUGUAAUUCUGUUUGCUGAUGCUGCCAAAGGAUCUCUGCUGUCUACUAAUAUAGAAGUGCAAACAGGGACGUUGGAAUUGAUUUUCUAUUUCCUGUCAUCCGACGCAAAUACAUUUGUUAUUAAAACAUUGAUAGAUGAGAAUGUUGCUGAUUAUGUAUUUGAGGUUCUCAGGUUAUCAGGAAAUAAUGAUCCACUGGUCAUUGCCUCUACUCAAGUACUAUCACUUUUAUCCAAUUCAGAGGAGAGAUUCAAGGAAAAGCUUGCCAUUGCAUUUUCUACUUUACUUCCUGUUCUUCACUUUGUUUCAGAGAUACCAUUUCACCCAGUCCAAUCUCAAGUUUUACGACUUGUUUAUAUUUCAAUAGUUAACUGUUCUGGCAUUUUGUCGCUGUCCCAAGAAGAACAGAUAGUGUGUGCUUUGUCUGCAAUUUUGAGAAGAAAUGGAAACGGUGAACUUGGCAUGAGUUCUGAAACCUUUGCUCUAGUUUGCUCAAUGCUUGUAGAGAUUCUGAAGUUACCAUCUGCUGAUGACGUUGAAAAAUUACCAUCAUUCAUUGAAGAAGCAUCAAAACAUGCAAUUUCCUCGACAUUCUCUCAUGAGUAUGAUUGCCAGUUCCUAAUACCACAUUCCCUUCUUCUUCUAAAAGAAGCACUUAUAUUCUGCCUUGAAGGGAAUAAAGAUCAGAUUCUUCACAAGAAGGUUCUUGAGGAUAGCAUCGUUGAAACCUGCAAAACAUAUUUAUUUCCUUGGCUUGAAAGUGCUAUUGUCGAUGGUAAUGAUGAAGAAACAUUGUCUGGCAUCCUUCAGAUUUUCCAAAUUAUUUUAUCAAGGGCAUCUGACAACAAAUCAUUUAAGUUUGCUGAGAUGCUUGCAUCAUCAUCAUGGUUUAGCUUAUCAUUUGGAUUCAUGGGCUUAUUUCCUACUGAUCAUGUAAAAUCAGUGGUAUACUUGGUCAUCAGUUCAAUUGUUGAUGAAGUUCUGGGCUUCAAUUAUGGGGAAACAAUUAGAGAUGCAUGCAUUUAUCUCCCACCAGACCCUGCAGAGCUGAUGUAUUUACUCGGGCAAUGCAGCUCAGAAGACUUUAACUUGGCAUCAUGCCAAUGUGCUAUUCUUGUUAUAUUAUAUGUUUGUUCAUUCUACAACGAAAGGCUAGCUGCUGACAAUCAAAUCCUGGCUUCGGUCGAGCAAUACAUCCUUCUCAAUGGUGGGAAGUUCCCGCAUGAAAUCCCAGGUUCUCUGAUGCUUACCCUUCUGGUCCAUCUUUAUGCCUUCGUCAGAGGUAUUUCAUUUAGAUUUAGCAUUCCACAUAGUCCAGAAGCUGAGAAAACACUGUUCCAUGCAAUGACACUUAAGGAGUGGGACUUGCUUUCGAGCCGAGUCCAUCCGAUAGGGCUAAAAUGGCUCUUCCAGAACGAAGAACUUAUGGAACCACUCUCCUUUCAAUUGCUGAAUUUCUGUAAAACUGUCACGCUUUCAAGUAGUGGUCAGUUGGUGGACAUACAAAUGAUUGCGGAACUGGUAUAUUCUGGGGAAACCUGCAUCUCUUCUUUGCUGGUAUCCUUACUGAGUCAGAUGAUAAAGGAGGAUGCAGAAGAUGAGGUCCUCUCAGUGGCUAAUGUUAUUACUGAAAUUCUAGUGAUCUUUCCUUGUACUUCUGAUCAGUUUGUGUCAUGCGGUAUUGUUGAUGCACUUGGUAGUGUAUAUGUCUCCCUGUACUCAUCGAGGAUCAGAGCAGUUUGUUCCUUGUUGGUAUUUAACAUUUUACAUUCAGCAAGUGCAAUGACAUUCACCUAUGAUGAUAAUGUAUGGAUUGGUCUUACCAUGAAGCUAUUGGAUUCUUUCAAUUGUAGUCUUGAUUGUACAUCAAAUGACCAAGAACGGAAGAUAUUAAUUGGAAUAUUAUGUCUUAUUUUAAAUCAUUCGGCAAACAAGGUGCUUAUUGAGCCUGCAAAAGCCAUAGUCUUGAAUAAUUGUUUGGUUUUGCUAAUGGAUGGGAUAGUUCAAGAAGCUUGUGCAAAGGGCCCAUCUUUAUUUCAACACAAUCAGGAGACAGCCUUUGGGGAAUUAUUGGUUCUUAUUCUUUUACUGAUACUUUUCUCGCUACGAAGCUUGCAUGUGAUACUAGAGGCAAGCAUUGACUGGCAGGACUUCCUGCAAUAUUCAGACGACACUCAGUCUUGCUCUUUUGUUGGCAUUCCGUGCCAUGAUUUGUGUCGUCUCAUGCACUUUGGCCCUUCUCCUAUUAAACUUCUUGCUUCACAGUGCCUACUGGAAUUGUUGAAUAGAAUUUCAUUUCAGAGGAGUUGUCUUAAUGCAGAGUUAAGAUGCUCUGCAAAGUAUCUGAAGUCCAUUAUUGCAGUGACAGAGGGAAUGGUCUUCAGUCAAGAUAGUAGAGUUGCUGAAAAUUGUGGUGCCUGCCUCUCGGUGAUUUUAGGUUGGGAGAGAUAUGGAAACAAAGAGAAGGUGGUGAUCAGAGAAUCUAAAUGGUCUAGGCUAAUACUGGAGGAAUUGGCAGUUGCCUUGACUGCUCCUGGUUUGACAUCCAAAUCCUUCACAAACCAGCAGAAGAUUGCAGCAAAUAUAGCUGUUUCAUUGCUCCAGCUGAGCCAAGUACCGGAGUGGCUGACGUCACUGUUCAAUGGUUCUUUGGUGUCUGGUAUAGUUGCUAACCUUUCUGCUAGGAAUGUUACGGCAGAAAUUGUCAAUCUCUUCAGUGAACUUAUGACAAAAAACUAUCUCAAUCAAGAAGACAUUGCUGGUCUACACGACUUAUUCCAGGUCUGCAGGAGACAGGCCUACGAGGGAGGCGGAUCGAAUGCGCAGCUGCCGUCACCGGAGAAGAAGGCUGAGACGGCGGUGGCGAGAAGCGCCGACGAAGUGUGCGGUUUGCUCUUCGGCAUGAUGCUGGACCAGCGCACAGGCUCGUGCAACGCCGGUGAGACGGAGCAGCAGAGGCUUCUCCGCGAGAUCGACUCUUUCUUCUUCCAGGAGUCGAGCCUGCGAGGACAGCGUGAAGCAGCUCAAGUCUCGAGGGCUUGAGGCCAGCCGGCAAACCAUACCAGGCAAACUCGUACAAUUCCCCCCCAACCCAAUAUGUAGAUGCUGUACAGAACUAGGGAGUAGGGAUAUUAAUCUUGUUGAUAUCGUUCAAAAGGCACCAAAAAAAAAAAUCAAAAUUUCCAUCAUACCAACAAAAAUGUUGAAACUGCAUAUCAAAGUUGUUGGUAUACCAAAUGCAAUCCAUUAAAAAAUGGAAUAUAAUGAUUGAUGUUCAAAGGUAAUAUAAUUGAUUAUUGAAAAAUAGUUGGAA
Oryza brachyantha (malo sina) is the source of this 3743-nucleotide messenger RNA. RefSeq names its product protein PUTATIVE RECOMBINATION INITIATION DEFECT 1. NCBI's taxonomy places the organism in Eukaryota, Viridiplantae, Streptophyta, Magnoliopsida, Poales, Poaceae. Gene Ontology annotation, biological process: meiotic DNA double-strand break formation. Bases 893 to 3472 code for a protein of 859 amino acids. The transcript is spliced from 9 exons. The record is from RefSeq and is a predicted model, not a curated record.